Molecule: messenger RNA, 1611 nt
Organism: Cetraspora pellucida
Lineage: Eukaryota; Fungi; Glomeromycota; Glomeromycetes; Diversisporales; Gigasporaceae
Source: the annotation of a GenBank genome assembly
AUGGCAUGUCAAAUACUUGCUGAAGUUCUAGAAAAAAUUUUAGAAAAUCUAGAUGAUGAUAAAAAUACAUUAUUUUCUUGUAUGUUAGUAAACCGUUACUGGUGUAAAUUUGCCGCUCGAAUUCUCUGGUCAAAACCUUUCCAUCUUUCUUAUUCUCCAAAGCUUGUUCGUUCUUACCUUCCAUUUUUCCCUCCUGAUUCAAAUGCAACUAUCGGCCUCCAAUCGGUUCAAAAAUUCCAACCUCCAUUAUUUGAUUAUCCUUCGUUCAUACGUAGAAUUUCAGUAUACUACAUGUGUUGUGGAAUAAGAUCCUAUAUCUUAGACAUUCAAUUUCGUGAUCAAGGUGAAACAAAACAACGUCGAUACACUGAUGCUGAAUGGAUUUUAUUUACUCGCCAAACUCAAAAUCUAUCUCGAGAAUUAUUCAAACUAUUUUUAACUAGAUCGCCAAAUAUACUUAGUCUCAAUCUAGCAAUGCAAGAACGUGACUUUUGUUUACGUGAAAACCCAAACAAGUUUCUUGCGUUAGAUCGUUACAAAUCUGCAAAGUUUGCAUUAAGUAAACUGCGUCAAUUUAGCUCGGGUGGUGAAGGCAAACGAUUUUAUGAGAUCUUGUCGAAAUAUUGUCAUAAUAUUAGAUCAUUCAACAUAAUUUAUAAUUUUGGUGAUUACUGUAAAUUUGAGAAUCUAAUUAAAUCACAACGACGUUUAGAACAUUUACAAAUUCAUCAUAUGUCUUCGCUCAAGGAAAUAUUAAAUUCCUUAGAAACUCAAUCUAUGUCUCUACGAACUUUAGAAUUUUGGGAUUGCGUUUUUACUGAUGCAUCUCUAGAUAGUAUCUCCAAAUGUUGUAAACUUGAAAGAAUCGUAUUUCAUUAUUGUUCAAAUUUAACUGCAGAACUAUUAUACCCGUUAGGUUUUGCCAAAUUUCCAAAUAUUACAACUAUUUAUUUUAAAUUUAAAGAGCAUCUUGAUCAUAAGGACAGGCCAAUAGAUGAACUAGCAAACCUGAUAGAAAAUUCAAAAUCAACUUUAACGGAAGUAUAUGUACAGGGUAUUGGAUACCCAUCUAUGAGAAUCUUUCAAGCAAUAGUAAAUUGUAAAAAUCUACAAAAACUUUCAAUCCAGAUUCAGACAUUGGGUGAAUUUCCAUUAUUAUUGCAUAUUAUGAAAAGUUGUACCAAAUUACAUUCGAUUUCUGUGCAAGAGAAUCCAAAAUUUUUUGUAGAGAAUUUUUUCUUACCUCCAACUUCUAGUGGUUCAGUUGGAAAUUCAAUGGACUCGUAUUUGGAUGCAAACGAAUUCUUACCUCAAAUUUCUCAAAUUCUUAGUGAAGAAGUUCGUCAUCUAGUAUUGAAUUUGCCUAAUUGUUGGAUCACACCCGAAACUUUACGAGAAUUUUUGAAUAAUUGUAAAGCAAAUCUAGAAUAUAUUCGAUGGCAAAGUUUUGAUAAUAUUCAGUUGUUUGUGGUGAUUGUUGAAGAAUAUGGAAGGAGAGAAGGAAAAGAAAUAAAAUAUGGAAAUUGGAAAUGGGAACAGUUUAGAAAUAAUGUGGGUCCUAUUACCCUGGAUGUUGAAUUUCAUAAACGUGAUGUUAAGCCCUAUAGGUAA